AUGGAAGACAAUGGUGUAGAACCAAAACGAUACAAACUAUGUUUGGAUCCAAACUACAGCAACCAAAAUGUGUCACAGCAAACGCAUAAUAUCUGGUCUAAAAGAUGCAAAAAUUGGAAACCAUUGGAUCAACAGCUAAGAAACAGCGGCGUAGCUAUUUCACCAAUUGCAAAUUUGGAACCAGAAAUAAAAGAACACCUUUCUGAAUUCUCACAAGAGGAAAAUGUGGUUAGUCUUGAACCACAAGAAUUGGUAAACGAAAAGGAAGAUACUGACGCCGAUGGUGAGAUAACUCUUUCAAAAUUUGAAGAAGACAAUAUUAGGUUUGAUGAUUGCUCUCUAUUAGAAUUUGAAAGCAGUGAUCAAGACGAUGACUGUUCUGAAAAUUCUGAAUUUGUUGAAGCUGAAGACACCGGCAAUGAAGAAAUCCAUGAUACUGUCAAUGAACCAUUACUCAUUGGAAACAGAGUAAUGUUUCAACAAUCAAAUAUGACAAUAGAGGAUGUUUUAGAAAUGAUCAUGGGAUUCUCAACGCGAUAUUCCAUAAGUUUAGAAGGUCGUAGUAAAUUAUUUGACAUGUUUAAAAUUUGUGCAGGACCUGAUUUCGACAAUGUAAAUGUUUCAAACUAUAUGAUGUCUAAAGCUUUCGAUCCACCAAAAGAUAUAAUUAAAAUCCAUUAUUAUUGUGUUAAUUGCGAAGAACUAUUAUUAGUAACUCAGAGGAGCAGUUUUGUUAAAGAAAAUAAGAAAGAAGUUCUUUGCGACAAGUGUUCUCAACAGUAUGAACUUACAUUAAAUUCUCCAAACAGUUUUCAAGUCUUAAAUUUAAAGUAUCAAAUUGAUCAGUUGCUUAAAAAUCCAAUUGUAGUAAAACACUUUGUCAACAAAAUAAAAAACAGAACUACCGAUAAUGUUAGAGGAGAAAAAUCUAUUUCUGACGUUGAUGACAUUAUACUAUACCGCGAAUUUGUAAAAAAGCAUCCUAACGCUAUAACUUUUACAUUUUCCACGGAUGGAGCAGCGGCUAAAAAUCCUUUAAAGUGUAAGACAAAAUUUUGGCCAAUUCAAUUAUUAUUUAAUGAAUUACCGAUUUCUAUGAGGUUCAAGUUUGUUCUAUUGAAUGCUGCAAUGGUAGUUCAACAAGAGCCUAGUAGUAAAUUAUUAAAUUUAUUUCUAAAAAGUUUUAUUGAUCAAGCCUUAGAGUUAAGUGAAAGCGAUAUUCCUGUAAUUCAUGAUGGCAAAACUUAUCGAUUAAAAUUCAUUCUUUUAUUUUGCGCCCUUGAUUCUGUAGCUCGAGCGUUGGUACAAUGUAGAAUACAGUAUAAUGGUUAUUUCGGGUGUAGUUUUUGUUACAUUCACGGAUUUUAUGCUUGUGGCGCGGUUAGAUAUCCAUUUGAAGAAAAAAUUUCUGAAUUACGAUCAUCUGAAUCUCAUAAAUGCGAUUUGAAAACAGUGUCAGAAUCCAGUUGCUUGAUUCGAUCUAGGGGAGUUAAAGGAGAAUCCGUUCUAUGCUCUUUAACCGAUUUUGAUAUGAUUUGGGGAUUUUGUUUCGAUUAUCUUCACACUGCUCUCUUGGGUCCAGUUGAAGAUAUUACUCGUAGCUCUUUUUUUUCAAAAGAGAUUAUUAAAAAAUUGGAUUGAAGAUUAACAUCUGUACGCCCUAGUCACGAAGUGUAUAAAUUGCCGGAAAAAUUGAGUAAUAGAUCAGUAUGGAAGGGAACACAUUGGAGAUCGUGGAUUUUAUUUUACUGUCUACCAAUGUGUAUAGAUUUGCAGCUGCCAUCAAAUGUUUUGGAGAAUUUGGCUUUAUUAGUAAAAGCAAUGUACAUGAUUUUGAAACUUGGGGCAACUGAAACAGAACUUGACGAAUGUGAAGAAAUUCUUAAAAAUUUUUUAGAAACUUAUCAAUCAAUUUAUGGAAUUAAAUCUAUGAAAUAUAACGGUCAUAUGGUGAGACAUGCUCCUCUUUGUUACAAAAAAGAUGGACCCAUUGCUUUGACAUCGACUUUUAUUUUUGAAAGUAAUAUGGGGUUUUUAAAAAAUAUUAUCGUUGGAACGAAAAACGUAGGCUUUGAAAUGACAAUGAAAUCCUUGAAAUUUAUGGCAUACAAAUGUAAGACUCGAAAUUAUUUAUGUAAACCUGUUGUAAAAGCUUUUUGCGAAAGCUUAUUUUCUGAAAAAAAGUAUACAUUGAGUGCACGCAUUAAGAAUGAUGUAACAUUCUUCGGCAAACCAAUUAUUUCAAAUGACCCGAAAACAAAAGAUGCUGAAAUAUAUACUAAAUGUAUUUAUCGAAAACAAACUUAUCAUAGUGUGACCUAUCAACGCGGAUCAAAAUUUAAUGACACUGUUAUUCAGCUUGAAUGUGGAACAAUUGCUCAAAUUUUAGAAAUAAUUGCUAUGCCAAAUGAUGAGUGUUACUUUCUUGUUUGGAAAUUGAAAAGUGAGCAAAUGAUUGUACAAAAUA
Molecule: messenger RNA, 2467 nt
Organism: Leptopilina heterotoma
Lineage: Eukaryota; Metazoa; Arthropoda; Insecta; Hymenoptera; Figitidae
Exons: 2
Coding region: 1-1641 (546 amino acids)
Source: RefSeq, a predicted model, not a curated record